This is a messenger RNA of Metarhizium robertsii ARSEF 23, 834 nucleotides long. RefSeq lists its product as uncharacterized. Gene Ontology annotation, molecular function: ATP hydrolysis activity; ATP binding. The transcript has a single exon. Lineage: Eukaryota; Fungi; Ascomycota; Sordariomycetes; Hypocreales; Clavicipitaceae. Gene Ontology annotation, cellular component: mitochondrial inner membrane. The record is from RefSeq and is a predicted model, not a curated record. Gene Ontology annotation, biological process: mitochondrial respiratory chain complex III assembly; protein insertion into mitochondrial inner membrane from matrix. The coding region runs from base 1 to 834 and encodes 277 amino acids.
AUGUACCAAGACACUUUCUUCGAUGAUGUAAAGAAACCCGUUUGUUUGCUUCCCUGGAACGGAAAAUUUGUUUUUCGGUUCAAGAACCACUGGCUUUCAUAUCAGACCCAGUUGCUAGAUGUCGGUCUACACAAAGAGGAGAUGAUAUCUAUUACGUGCUUGGGCAGAUCUGGUAAGGUGCUCAAAGACCUUGUUAUGGAAUGUCGAAAGCAGUACCUGAAACAAAUCGAGAACAAGACCACCGUAUUUGAGAAUCGCGGUGCAUACUGGGAGAAGGUGGUGACAAAAGAUGUGAGACCCCUGUCGACAAUCAUCAUCGACGAGGACCAGAAACAUCACUUGGUCAACGACGUGAAGCAAUUUCUCAACUCGGACACUCGCUUAUGGUACGCCGAGCGAAAGAUUCCUUACCGAAAAGGCUAUCUAUUGUAUGGUCCUCCUGGCACAGGAAAAUCAAGCUUUUGCGUCUCCGUGGCCGGAGAACUCGACGUCGACAUCUACACAGUCAGCAUCCCCAGUGUCAAUGAUAAGACAUUGCAAGAUCUGUUUGCCAAACUUCCACCAAAGUGUUUAGUCUUACUGGAGGAUAUAGACGCUAUUGGUGGGAGUCGGUCACAGGAAACCGAAGAGAUUGAUGGCGAAACUUCGGGAUCCAAAAAGACGGUUACGUUAUCUGGGCUUUUGAAUACCCUUGACGGGGUGGCUUCUCAGGAGGGUCGAAUCCUCAUCAUGACUACGAAUCAUAAAGAGAGGCUGGAUCAAGCGCUUAUUAGACCAGGUCGCGUUGACGAGAAGGCUGAAUUCCCCCUUGCCGACGCAAAGAUGAUAAUCUAG